AUGAAAGAAUCUGUCUAUUCAAUGGAAUUAGGAGAAUUGCUAGGUAGUUUAAUAAUUUAUUUGAAGGAACCAGACCAAGAAUACUAAGAAAAGAGAGAAACAUAGGUGCAGACAAAUUUAUAUACGCCUAUCUUAGUAAUGAUAGUAUUCAUUAUAAAUUAUGAAAAGAAUAGAAAAAAAUUUAAAAUAAUAUAAGAAUGAGAAAUCCACUAUUCGCUGACUUCUAAUGCCAAUUGGUAGGAAUUAUAAUUUAAGAGUACACCAUAAUUGUUAAAAUCUAAUUAAGCAAAUCCAAAUAAAAUGAGAUAUUUUUAGCAUGAUGAAAAUAGAGUAGAGGAUUCAAUUGAUCAAUUUAAAAAAUCAAGCAUUCAAUAAUAAUAACAUUUUCUGAAUUAAUAAAUACAAGAAUCAGAAAAAGAUGUAAAUUGCAAAAAGGAUUUAUCUUAGCAAAGUUCUAAAAGUAACUCAAUAAAAUCUAAAAAUAAUCAAACUCAUUCCAAAAUAGCUGAUAAAAAUGAAAAUAAUAAAUAUUUGAAAAUAAUAAAUAUUUGGAAAUAUUAUAAAUUUAUAAUCCUAAUCAAUCAACAAUUAGAAAACUGUUAGAGACUAAAAAAUAAAGUAAACUAAAAUAUAUUUAGGUUUUAUGUAAGAAAUAGUACUUAACAAUAAGGAAUAUUAUACUCCUCAAUUCGAUAUGGAUGUUCAAUUUAGUAAUUGUAAAUAAAAAUUAUAUAUUUAUACAACUGACCAAAAUUUAAAGACUAUAAAUAUGAAGAUGCUUCAUAUAAAUAAGUAGUCGAAUUAAAAAAUAGAUAUUACUUAAGUGAAAUGAUGAACAAUGAAUUUGUAACAAGUUAAAUUAUCAUAAUUUCUUAGCUAAUAAAAACUAUAGAUAUGGUCUGAAAGGCUAUACAAAAUUUCCUAUCUACCCUUCCUCAAAACCCCAAAAUAUUGAUAAAGAAUGA
Paramecium pentaurelia is the source of this 965-nucleotide messenger RNA. Lineage: Eukaryota; Ciliophora; Oligohymenophorea; Peniculida; Parameciidae. The record is from the annotation of a GenBank genome assembly.